Hirsutella rhossiliensis is the source of this 993-nucleotide messenger RNA. RefSeq names its product dyp-type peroxidase family domain-containing protein. Lineage: Eukaryota; Fungi; Ascomycota; Sordariomycetes; Hypocreales; Ophiocordycipitaceae. Gene Ontology annotation, molecular function: heme binding; peroxidase activity. The record is from RefSeq and is a predicted model, not a curated record. Bases 1 to 993 code for a protein of 330 amino acids. The transcript has a single exon. Gene Ontology annotation, cellular component: cytosol.
AUGGCCGCCAACGACACCAUGGGCAGCUCAUCUCCACUCAUUCGCAAUAGGAGCACCAACGCCAGCCGCCCACAAGCCGUAGACGCGCCUCUCACCCAGUCAGCCACCUUCCUCACCCUCUCCGUGCUCCCCGACGCCCAGGCCCUCCGCACCGUCCGCUCCGCCCUCGCCAGCAUCGACGGCCUAGCCAAGACUGUCGCCGCCCGCGACGCUCACACCCGCUUCGCCUGCACCGUCGGCAUCGGCAGCGACGUCUGGGACCGCCUCAUGGCCCUGCCGCGCCCGGCCGAGCUACACCGCUUCCGUGCCGUCGAGGGCGCCGUGCACACGGCCGUGUCGACGCCCGGCGACCUACUCUUCCACGUCCGCUCCGACCGCCGCGACCUCUGCUUCGAGUUUGAGCGCCUCCUCAUGGACCGCCUGACGGGCGCCGUCGCCGUCGAGGACCUCACCAUUGGCUUCCGCUACUUUGACCUGCGCGACCUCCUCGGCUUCGUCGACGGCACCGCCAACCCCGUCGGUCCCGCCGUUUCGGCCUCCGUACUCGUCGCCGAUGAAGACAACACCUCGGCCGACGGCAGUUAUGUCGUCGUGCAAAAGUACCUCCACGAUCUCGCCGCCUGGCAGCGGCUCCCCGCCGAGGCGCAAGAAGCCAUCAUCGGACGCUCCAAGCUGGACAACGUCGAGCUGCCUGAUGCGACGGCGGGUCAAAAGUCGCACAAGACCCUGGCCACCAUAGAGGACGACGACGGCAACGAGCAUCAGAUUCUCCGCGACAACAUGCCCUUUGGCUCACCUGCCUCGGGCGAGUUCGGCACCUACUUCAUCGGCUACUCGCGCCACCUCUGGGUCGUCGAGCGCAUGUUGCAGCGCAUGUUUGUCGGCGAGCCCCCCGGCAAGCAUGACCGCAUCCUCAACUAUUCCAAGGCCUCGACGGGCGUUGUUUUCUUCGCGCCCUCGGCCAGCGUGCUAGCCAGUCUCGACACCGACUGA